ACACGUGUCCCGGCAGCCCGAGGCCUGAGCGCGGAGCCGCGGCCCCGUCAGCCUGAGACAUGGCCGCGGCCAGAAAGCGCAAAAGAUCUGAAAUGGUUCAGGGCAGUAAUUUUCCACACGAUGUGGAGAUUACUUGCACAAGACCAAGGAGCCUUGUUAAGAAGUCUAUGCCUUCAAUUGGAAAAUCAUGGGACCGGUGUGGGGAAGGUUUUCAAGACUCUUCACAAAUUGAGGAUGAUGGACCUUUAGGGAAGAAGUUACAAGUAGUCCGAAGCCUUACCUCUGCACUGCAGUCUAAUGAAGCAGACAUUUGCAGAGGUCAGGAGUCCGAGGAGAAGGACAACAUUGUGUGGAGCUCCAGUGAUAGUGAGCUGUCAGAUCCUGAAAUGCUGCUGGGUAAUUCAAAAGAGAGAUUGAUGCCAAAAACCCAAAGAACAAUCAAUUCCUACCACAAGUACCUUCAUAUGAUCAACUCAUUAACAGACAGCCAGAUGAGUGAAGAUGAAUCCCCCACGAUAGACUGGGACAGUUUUAGUGACAACGAAGAGAUCAGUGACAUAACACAGGGUGCAGUGGAUUCUUAUCUUACUGAUUCUGAUUCUUCAACCAGCAGCAAACUGGAGAACAGAAAGUCUGCAACUCAUCAACCUACAAAGUCACUGGCAGCAUACGAUAUUUCAGAGUUUUCAUCUGAUAGUGAAAGUUCAAAAGAAAGCAAGCUUCAUGAAAAGCGUAUUUCAUCGACAUUACAAGGUCAACUAAAUGUAUUUAGUUGUGAGUCUGACCGUGAUCAGACAGCUGUCCGGUCAGCAAGCGACUGGUUGAAGACUGCACAAGCAUUUCUACAGACCCCUGAGAAGCAGGAAAGAAAACAAUUCAAAACACCAGACGAUUCUGCCAAAAAGAAGAGGAAGUUUCUGAGGGGAGGACUAGCAGAGAGAUUAAAUAGACUCCAGUGCAGAGAAAGAUCCGCCAUACAUUUUUGGAGGCAUCAGACCACAACUGAUUGGAGAAUUCCUGCCGCUGGAAAAGUUGGUGUUCUGGUGCUGAAAAUUUUGGAUUUGCAUGAGGAGUGUUCAAUGCUUGUAACUUUGUGUCAACCAUUGAUCGAAACCUCCAUAGACCAGACUGGUGAGGAUGAGGGCACUUCCACCCAAGCACCACUCAAGGUAUUAUUUACAAGAGAAACUGCAUCCCAUCUCAGGAUUGUUUCAGGAGAUCUUGUCCAUGUCCACUCACCAUGGCAGAAGCUUGUGAUCCAGGAUCAAGAGGGCCCUGUUAUUUUGUGCACUUAUUUUAGCCAGAAGAUACUUUCAAACAAAGAUCCUGGAACAAAAGAUAAUUAUUGCUGUCCGGGGCAAACCGAAAUGGUCAGGAAAGCUCCAAUAUCUUUAGCGAUGAGAUUCAACUUGACUGCUUCAAAACUAAAGCACGACUUUGAUUGUGAUCAGGAUAAAGCGAGGAGUGCUGAAAAUCCAUCUGCAACCCAGCAGGAAAGCCUUAAGAAGGAAAGGGGUAUUACGCAUUGGUCUGCAGAUAACCUUGUGUGGGACUCCCUGCUUGAAGUGAUUGAAAGCCAGGGAACAGCAGGAUGGACAAAGCAAAAUGUGAAAGUUGUUAUACAAAGAGUGUACUGCCUUCCUGUUAAAGACAUUCUUCACAAUCAGCUGACCAGAAAAGACCAGUCAGAUAUUUCCUUGCCAUCAAAUGUAGGUCAGCAAAAUGCAAGGCUGUGUCUUCUGGUUCAAGAUGUGUAUGGAUUAUUCAGUGAAGUUCAACUACGUACAUACUCUUUGUUGGAAGAGGACCUGCAGCAGCAGAGCGCAUGUUGGGAAGGAAAGAGGUGUUAUCUGAAAGGGAUGAAGAUUAUUCAGAGAACAACAAGAGGAAGGUCUUCAGGACUCUUCAGUUUGAUCGACAGUCUGUGGCCUCCAUUAAUUCCACCAAAAGUCCAUGGUCAAAGCCAAGGCAGCCAAGAGAGUGUAGGUUCUCCCUCAGGUGCCUUGCUUCCUGCUCCUAGUUUCUGCUAUGUACUUGCUGCUCGUCCAGGGGAGAGAGGAAUAGAGCUGCUUCAGGAGGAAAAUGGAUCUGACCUCUAUCGACCAACAGCAUGGCACAAUUUAGAGCACAUUCUUCAGUAUAUUCCUGAAAGCCAUCGGUGCAGUUUCAGCGCAGAAGUCAUCUACAGAAGGUUGCAGGCUCAAACUGCCAAUCAACAAAUCAGCGGAGAAAAUUGGGUGUUUGUGACUGAUUCAACACUACAAUCCUCAACCCAUGAUCCCCUGGUUCCCAGAAGCCUGCCAGUCUGUGUAACCUCAUUUUGUGUAUUGUGUGCCGAAGUUACUAAAGAACUGAAUGAUGGAUCAUCCCACACCCUCUUAUUCAAGGAUGCUAUUGUAGAAAAAGAUAAUAUUGUGUGUGCAGAAGGAACUGUCCUUUCACUCUACAACUCUGUGCUUGACAGUAGUAGAGAGCAAGAGUUUUCCCAAGUGACUGGACCUGUUACACUUGACGAACUCAGCAUUGCAACCAAAAUGUGCUCACUGUGCACUGUACAAGGGACUGUGGUUGGGGUGGACGAGACUACAGCUUUUUCCUGGAUAGUUUGCAACAGAUGUGGAAGUGAAAAACUGGAAAAGAAAACUGGAGAAAGAAAAUCCCUUUACUGUCGUCAAUGUGUCCAACCUGUGACAACGCCUCUUACAAAAAUGCAACUGGAAGUGUUCCUGCAAUAUCCAGCCCUGCCACAGAGCACUAUAAAAGUAAAGUUGCUACAACCAAGCAUUUCUUCUCUCUUGAGGCAUUCCUCCGAUGACGAAGAGGGCUAUGAAAUCGAAUGUGUGCUUGGUAAGGAGACGGGGCCUCUGAACUGCUAUGUCCGAUCAGUAACAAAACAGCCAUCUUGCUGGAUUGGACUAGAAGAAAUCAGCCUGCAGCAAGCAAGCAAUCAGCCUUUACAGUAGCAGUGAGAUUCUCAUGUCAGCAACAGAGAACUUGUGGGCUAUUAUUUUGCAUCUUUAUGAUGCAUUUUGUAUAUAUUUGGAAAUUACACACUAAUUAAAAUGAUAAAUUUGAA
Molecule: messenger RNA, 3076 nt
Organism: Callorhinchus milii (elephant shark)
Lineage: Eukaryota; Metazoa; Chordata; Chondrichthyes; Chimaeriformes; Callorhinchidae
Gene: spidr
Product: scaffold protein involved in DNA repair
Exons: 20
Coding region: 60-2963 (967 amino acids)
Biological process (GO): regulation of establishment of protein localization to chromosome; double-strand break repair via homologous recombination
Cellular component (GO): nuclear chromosome; nucleoplasm
Source: RefSeq, a predicted model, not a curated record